Amorphotheca resinae ATCC 22711 is the source of this 3039-nucleotide messenger RNA. RefSeq lists its product as hypothetical. The record is from RefSeq and is a predicted model, not a curated record. Lineage: Eukaryota; Fungi; Ascomycota; Leotiomycetes; Helotiales; Amorphothecaceae. Gene Ontology annotation, molecular function: GTPase activity; GTP binding. The transcript has 2 exons. Gene Ontology annotation, biological process: mitochondrial fusion. Bases 43 to 2781 code for a protein of 912 amino acids. Gene Ontology annotation, cellular component: mitochondrial outer membrane.
AUCCUCAUUGCCCGAUUGCCAACGGAUGAUCCAAACGCCACGAUGAGCCAGGAAUACAAAGGGAAGGGCAAGUCCUUAAGGGAGGAGGGGUCGAAUGUCCGGCGCGUGUCAGGUAACCGGCCUCAGUACAUGACCGUUGGGUCUGGGUCGACAUCCGAAAGCGCUUCCCGGUUACAGGCCUUGCUAGACAAUGAUUCUGGCUAUGGAGGAAGUGUUGCUGGCGACAAUGCCGUGCCUGCUUGGAAUCCUACCCUGACCGAAGACAGGCCAACGCCGGUACAUACGCCGGUGGCCAGGGGAGAGAGCAGUGCAGCUGCAGACAACGAGAGAAGGAUCCAGGCCAGCGCUAUACAUCAGCUAUGGUACAACCAACACCGGGUGGCUCUCGCACGAUCGAUAAACAGGGUCGUGGAUAUGUUGAAGGGCUUACAAGAGGAGAACUCUAUCUGGCCGGCAACGUAUCCAUCUGUCCAACGCGCCCAGACAUCAGCACCACAAGGACCAGAUCCACGACCACGUCUGAUCUCUCAAUCAACAACCGCAGGGCCAGAGAGCUCAUAUCCUCGACCAGGACUUCAGCAGCGCGCCCAGACCUGGGAAGGUAGCAACGAGGCUGAGUCGAGCAAGGUAGCUGAGGGAAGGGCGACACCGGAGCCUCGACUUAUCUCGCCCCAGAUCGCACAAGAGUUCUCGAUUCUGAAACUGGACCUGAAGAUGGGAGCCCUGCAUCAGACCGAGCUGGUGCAUUCGCUAGAGAAGAACUCGAUCGCUUCCCUUUUAGAUGGCCAAAUCAGAUCGAGUAUCAAGCAUCUCCUCUCUCUCAGAGAGCGCAUAGAGGAUACGUCAAGCAAAGUCCUGGUGACUGGAGAUCUGAACGCUGGAAAAUCGACCUUUUGCAAUGCCCUCCUGCGCAGAAAGAUUUUACCCGAGGACCAGCAACCGUGUACGAGUAUAUUCUGCGAGGUGCUUGAUGCCAGGGAGAAUGGCGGUAUUGAGGAGGUGCACGCCGUACACAAGGAUGUGGAAUACAACCGACAUGAUGAGAGCACUUACGAUGUAUUUUCUUUACAUGAUCUUGAGAAGCUUGUUACAGACAACGACAACUACACCCAAUGUAAAGUUUACAUCAAGGAUGUGCGGUCAAUUGACGAGUCGCUUCUUAACAACGGGGUUGUGGAUAUCUCGAUCAUUGAUGCUCCUGGUCUCAAUCUCGACACGACGAAAACGACAGCGGUAUUUGCUAGACAGGAGGAGAUCGAUGUUGUGGUGUUCGUUGUUUCAGCGGCAAACCAUUUCACAAUGACGGCUAAGGAAUUUAUUUGGGCCGCUGCGGCAGAAAAGGCUUACAUCUUCAUCGUGGUAAAUGGCUACGAUAAUAUUAGGGACAAGGAGCGUUGUCAAAAGAUGAUCUUGGAACAAGUUUCGAACCUCAGUCCUCGAACUUUCAAAGAGUCAUCGGAACUCGUCCACUUUGUUUCAAGUAAUGCCAUUCCUACAGGACCUAGUCCUCCAGGAGGCAAUGGCGGUAGUGGAAGUGCCAGUGGAGGUGGUGGUGGAGAUGGGCCCGAUUUCGAUGAUGAUUCGGAUCCGAAAGGGAAAGGCAAGGGGAAAGACAAGGAGAAGAUCCGGGAUUUCGAGAACCUGGAGCAGUCGCUGAGACGAUUCGUGCUUGAGAAGCGAGCUCGGUCGAAGUUGGCACCCGCGAAGACCUACCUCCUCAAUGUGCUCGGUGAUGUACACACUCUUGCACAAGUGAACCUAGAAGUCGCUCAAUCAGAGCUCGACCGGGUUACUAAAGAAUUGGCAGAGUUAGAACCAAUUCUUGAAGCGUCGAAGAAGGCAAAUGCCGAAGUUAGCGAUGAUAUCGACCGGACCAUAGAGGACACUUGCAAAGAGAUCUAUAACCACACUCGAUCCACUCUUGCAUCAUCAAUAGCUGAUGCCGCUGACACAGACCUUGGCGUUCCGUACCCUGGUCUACUCAGCGCCUUCCAAUAUGCAGACGAUAUCAAGGAAGCCAUCCUCUCACAGAUCUCAGCGUCCGUUACCGAUUGCGAAGAGCAUGCUCGCAUGAAGACGGUCGAGGGUGUGAACUCCAUCAAGCAAUUAGGUUUAUUGCAUCUAGGGAAUGAGUACACGGAUCUGAGCUUCAGAAGCGAUUUCAUGUUCAGAAGAAAACGGGAUAUCCUUGCGAGACAAAUCGAGAUUGAGACUGAGAUAUGGGAUUUCUUCGAUGUGUCCACCAUUCUCCAACAGCAAGAGAAGAUGGCCGGCACGGGAAUGGCAAUGACUGUCGCUACAGUAGUAGGUGGACGAAUGGUGGGUGGAUUUGGUUGGGUUGAUGGUGCUCUUGGGGUGGCAAAGAUCGCUGGCAGCAGGAACCUGCGCAAGCUGAUUAUCCCCGGAGCCAUUGCAGCAGCCGCCGCAGCGAUCUACUACAUCCUCAGCCAGAUCCCACAUUCUCUCCCCCACAGGCUCACGACCAAGAUCUCCACCCAACUCGAAGCAAUCGACUACGUCCACGCCAACAGCGAGCGCAUCUCCUCUUCCGUCCGCAAGGUCCUCCGAACGCCGGCCAACAACCUCCGCGUCGGUCUCCAGCGCUCCGUCGAGCAGCUCGGCUCCAAACGCGAAGACACGCGCAAAGUCAAGGGCGAGAGCGAGCUCGCCCGCAAGUACUUCAGCAACCUCGUCAUCCAGAGCCGCGAGGUCCGCCACACGGUCGAAGCGGUCGAUCUCGAAGGCCCAGCGCCAGGCGUCGCCGCAGCUUAUGAUUCAUGAUUUUUCCGAUCCCCAUUUCCCUUCCCUCGUCCCCUUUUUAGAAAAAAUAAUACCCCCUCUUCUCUCCUUUUCUUCCUUCCUUCCUUCCUCUCCUGCCUCACUGCACUGCACUGCACUGUACCUAUUGCUCGGAGCUGAGUCGAUAUGAAUUGGGGAGUUCGUGGGCGUUGGGAAUUACGUGUAUAUAUGUAUGUAACUUAUGUACCUAGACUACUACUACUACUAUUAUUAUCUUACUCAAGAAGGAAGGGAAGGGCU